This is a messenger RNA of Homo sapiens (human), 5610 nucleotides long. RefSeq names its product KN motif and ankyrin repeat domains 2 (gene KANK2). The transcript is spliced from 14 exons. Gene Ontology annotation, cellular component: cytoplasm; mitochondrion. Gene Ontology annotation, biological process: podocyte cell migration; regulation of Rho protein signal transduction; negative regulation of actin filament polymerization. Lineage: Eukaryota; Metazoa; Chordata; Mammalia; Primates; Hominidae. The coding region runs from base 743 to 3322 and encodes 859 amino acids. The record is from RefSeq and is a predicted model, not a curated record.
ACCCCCUCCCGCCGCCGAGCCGUUCCGCCCCCCGCAGCGGCCCAGGGACAGCAGGCGGUGGGGGGGAGGCCGGCAGUGGGAGGACCCUGCCUCGGGGACUUAGGGAGGAAGGAAGGACGAGGCCGGACACCCCGGCGCGCACACACACCUGCUGUCCAGAAUUAGCUAGGCGUGGUGGCAGGUGCCUGUAAUCCCAGCUACUCAGGAGGCUGAGGCAGGAGAAUCGCUUGAACCUGGGAGGCAGAGGUUGCCGUGAGCUGAGAUCGCGCCAUUGCACUCCAGCCUGGGCGACAAGAGCAAAACUCCGUCUCAGAAAAAAAAAAAAAAAAGAGUUGAUGGGUGAGCCUCCAGGCAAAUGGAAAACGGAAUUUCCUGCAAUUGGUGACCAUGUGUUCCAGGUGUUGAAAGACAGAGAAGCGAAGACAGAGACGUGGAAAGACAGGGAGAGAGACACGGAGAGAGACGCAGAAGGACAGAGACGUGGAGAGAGACGCAGAGAGACAGAGACGUGGAGAGACACAGAGAGACGUGGAGAGACACAGAGAGACUUGGAGAGAGACAAAGCAAGACAGGACGGGAGAACAAGGACAAGCUCAGGUGCCCCUGGAGCCCCAGCCCUGCCUUCAUGCCCAGCAGGUGCCCUACCUGGCCCAUCCUCCCAAGGUAAGCCUCAGCCGGUGCUGCAGGCAGUCUGACUCGCAGUCCCUCAAGUGACUUCCAAGGAGCAUCUGUAGAAAAGAAGAUGGCCCAGGUCCUGCACGUGCCUGCUCCCUUCCCAGGGACCCCUGGCCCAGCCUCCCCACCUGCCUUCCCUGCCAAGGACCCCGAUCCACCCUACUCCGUGGAGACCCCCUAUGGCUACCGCCUGGACCUGGACUUCCUCAAGUACGUGGAUGACAUCGAGAAGGGCCACACGCUGCGACGCGUGGCAGUGCAGCGCCGCCCCCGCCUGAGCUCGCUGCCCCGUGGCCCUGGCUCCUGGUGGACGUCCACUGAGUCGCUGUGCUCCAAUGCCAGUGGGGACAGCCGCCACUCAGCCUAUUCCUACUGCGGCCGUGGCUUCUACCCUCAGUAUGGUGCUCUGGAGACCCGCGGUGGCUUCAAUCCGCGGGUGGAGCGCACGCUGCUGGAUGCCCGUCGCCGUCUCGAGGACCAGGCGGCCACACCCACCGGCCUGGGCUCCCUGACCCCCAGUGCGGCCGGCUCGACAGCCUCCCUGGUGGGCGUGGGGUUGCCACCCCCGACACCACGGAGUUCAGGACUGUCCACACCGGUGCCUCCCAGUGCCGGGCACCUGGCCCACGUGCGGGAGCAGAUGGCGGGUGCCCUGCGGAAGCUGCGGCAGCUGGAGGAGCAGGUGAAGCUGAUCCCUGUGCUCCAGGUGAAGCUCUCGGUGCUCCAGGAGGAAAAGCGGCAGCUCACAGUACAACUUAAGAGCCAGAAGUUCCUGGGCCACCCCACAGCGGGCCGGGGUCGCAGCGAGCUCUGCCUGGACCUCCCCGAUCCCCCAGAGGACCCAGUGGCACUGGAGACCCGGAGUGUGGGCACCUGGGUUCGAGAACGGGACUUGGGCAUGCCUGAUGGGGAGGCUGCCCUCGCCGCCAAGGUCGCUGUGCUGGAGACCCAGCUCAAGAAGGCGCUGCAGGAGCUGCAGGCAGCUCAGGCCCGGCAGGCUGACCCCCAGCCCCAGGCCUGGCCACCGCCGGACAGCCCGGUCCGCGUGGAUACAGUCCGGGUGGUAGAAGGGCCACGGGAGGUGGAGGUGGUGGCCAGCACAGCCGCUGGCGCCCCCGCACAGCGGGCCCAGAGCCUGGAGCCUUACGGCACAGGGCUGAGGGCCCUGGCAAUGCCUGGUAGGCCUGAGAGCCCACCUGUGUUCCGCAGCCAGGAGGUGGUGGAGACAAUGUGCCCAGUGCCCGCUGCAGCUACCAGCAACGUCCAUAUGGUGAAGAAGAUUAGCAUCACAGAGCGAAGCUGCGAUGGAGCAGCAGGCCUCCCAGAAGUUCCUGCCGAAUCGUCUUCGUCACCCCCGGGGUCCGAGGUAGCCUCCCUUACACAGCCUGAGAAGAGCACAGGCCGAGUGCCCACCCAGGAGCCCACCCACAGGGAGCCCACCAGGCAAGCAGCCUCCCAAGAGUCCGAGGAGGCCGGGGGCACCGCACCUCCGCUGUCCUCCCCUCCAGGCGGGCCCCCGGCAGGCGUGCGAUCUAUCAUGAAACGGAAAGAGGAGGUUGCAGACCCCACGGCCCACCGGAGGAGCCUCCAGUUCGUGGGGGUCAACGGCGGGUAUGAGUCGUCAUCCGAGGACUCCAGCACAGCAGAGAACAUCUCAGACAACGACAGCACAGAGAACGAGGCCCCAGAGCCGAGGGAGAGGGUUCCGAGUGUGGCCGAAGCCCCCCAGCUCAGGCCUGCAGGGACGGCAGCGGCCAAGACCAGCCGGCAGGAGUGUCAGCUGUCUCGAGAAUCUCAGCACAUACCCACUGCUGAGGGGGCAUCAGGAUCAAACACGGAGGAGGAGAUCAGGAUGGAGCUAAGCCCUGACCUCAUCUCAGCCUGCUUGGCCCUGGAAAAGUACCUGGACAAUCCCAACGCCCUCACAGAGCGGGAGCUGAAAGUGGCCUACACCACAGUGCUGCAGGAGUGGCUGCGCCUGGCCUGCCGCAGCGACGCACACCCCGAGCUGGUGCGGCGGCACCUGGUCACGUUCCGGGCCAUGUCUGCGCGGCUGCUGGACUACGUGGUCAACAUCGCCGACAGCAACGGCAACACAGCCCUGCACUACUCCGUGUCUCAUGCCAACUUCCCCGUGGUGCAGCAGCUGCUCGACAGCGGUGUCUGCAAGGUGGACAAACAGAACCGUGCUGGCUACAGCCCUAUUAUGCUCACCGCCCUGGCCACCCUGAAGACCCAGGACGACAUCGAGACUGUCCUUCAGCUCUUCCGGCUUGGCAACAUCAAUGCCAAAGCCAGCCAGGCAGGACAGACGGCCCUGAUGCUGGCCGUCAGCCACGGGCGGGUGGACGUUGUCAAAGCCCUGCUGGCCUGUGAGGCAGAUGUCAACGUGCAAGAUGAUGACGGCUCCACGGCCCUCAUGUGCGCCUGUGAGCACGGCCACAAGGAGAUCGCGGGGCUGCUGCUGGCCGUGCCCAGCUGUGACAUCUCACUCACAGAUCGCGAUGGGAGCACAGCUCUGAUGGUGGCCUUGGACGCAGGGCAGAGUGAGAUUGCGUCCAUGCUGUAUUCCCGCAUGAACAUCAAGUGCUCGUUUGCCCCAAUGUCAGAUGACGAGAGCCCUACAUCAUCCUCGGCAGAAGAGUAGCCGUGAGGGAGGCGGGGACCAGCCAGACCGGGAGCAAACCGUCCCUUGUCCCCGUCUCCUCCCUGUUCCCGUUCCUCCCUGGCCCACCCCACUCACACUCCCCAAGGCCCACGGCUCAAAGGCAAGCGAGCUCUCCCUCUGCUUCCCUGGGGGAGCCCCGACGGCCACAGGACUCCAGCUCCAAGUGGGUUUUCUUGGCUCCCCUGUUCAAAGUGGCCACAGCGCAGACCGAAGCAAAAUUCUUGUAUACAUUGGCGCCAGGGCUGAUGCUGGGGUGUGGGUUUUAUGAAGAACAUUGAGAACAAUCAGCUGGUAAUUAUGGAUGGAGGAAGAGGGAGAGGAAAAAAAUAUUGUAUUUUUGAAUCAUUGUUGCAGGAGGGGGUGGGAAUCUUAGGAUUUGUUGCCAGAUUUGAAAGUCACUGGAACUUGCAUAUUUUCAUUUUAAUCCUAAGUGUUAUUACGCACCAGUUGGGGUUCACCCUUCAUCCCCCACAUUUAAUUGUCUGAUAUAGAAUAGUGUUGUGUCCACUGCCCCGCUAGACGGCUUUCUUAGGGGAAUUUUCUUCUGGUUGUUUCACAAGACAGAUUCUGUCCUUGUCACCCGGGACAGAAAACUCAGUCUUUUCACCCUCAUUCAGAUGAAGGGACUCAGGACAGGCUCUGUGACUUACAGGGACCCAAUCAAUUCACAAUGAGAAAUUACCGGCCAGGCGUGGUGACUCACGUCUGUAAUCCCAGCACUUUGGGAGGGCAAGGCAAGAGCUUGAGCUUGAGCCUAGACGUUAAAGACCAGCCUGGGCAACACAGCAAGACCCAUCUCUACAAGAAAUUUAAAAACUAGCCAGGCGUGGUGGUGCGCGCCUGUAGUCCCAGCUACUUGGGAGGCUGAGCCCUGGAGGUCGAGGCUACAGUGAGCUAUGAUCACACCAUUGCACUUCAGCCUGGGCGACACAGCGAGACCCUGUCUCAAGAAAGAAAAGAAAAAGAGACAAAUUACCCAGAAACCCCUCCCUUCCCCACAUGGAGGCCUUGGCAAAUGUUAAUUUUCCUAGAAAAUCCUUCAGACCUGAAGACGCAGGAAAAGAAUCUGGCUCUCAGGGUGGCUUCUGCGUCCCCGCCGCCAGGCCCCAGACUAUGGUCACAGGGCCGUCCUGUUCCUCCCCGGGACUCCAGAAUUUCUCUCCUCAAAGGAAAGAAAACAGGGCAUGCGCUUGUUGGCAAAACGCAGGGCCGGCUCCCAAAAACCCCAUGUGUGUACGAUUAAAAGUUGGCCGUCCCCAGGCCUCCCAGCGCAAACUUCAAGAGACAGGGCUUUGCUGAAAACCAAACAUGGGCCAGCUGGGCUUUUUAACAACCUAGAGACUUUCCGGAGCUGCCUGGAACAGAGCCUGCGGGAAACGGGGCUUGCCAGAGACACUCACAGUUUCCUUCAUGGCCUGUUUUGGUCCCCUAAGAAUCUCCACAUCAUUGUCUUUCUUGUGCCUUUUCCUUGGUGAGCAACAGAAAGGGAAGGGUUCCAAGCCUCUAAAAAUGUGCUUUGUGAUCAGGAGUGCGCUCCAAACCAAAUACGCGCGCUGCCCUUUCGAGGCCAGUGAGCUCAGCCUCCAAGGCUUUAAAGCCACAUUUCAGCAAGAGAAAGCGCUGAGAGCUCGCAGGUUCAUUAAAGAAGGCAAAGCACUGGUUUCUCUCCUUAGAAAAGUAGGUUUCUUGGCUUGAUGUAGACUGGCUUGCUUUGAUUUUUAGUGAAGGGAAUGUACGUAAAACAAAAUAGGGCUUGGCUGGUCAAAGGAGACAAGCAGGAUGGAUGGAUGGAUGGAUGGAUGGAUGGAUGGAUGGAUGGAUGGAUGAAUAGAUAGAUGGUGUUUGCAUGUAAAUUGCAGAGAAAACAAAACCAAAGCUGAUUGGAAACAAUUAAUUGUGGGUGUCUGAGGGGGAAGGUCGCAGCUUUGGGCAGCUUUGAGAAGCGGUACAAGAGUUCUGUGCCUGUGUGUCCAGCCCUGGAGCCAGCCAGUGCAUUUAUUUUAAGCUCUUAGAAGCAACUCCUUGGCCCAGGAAUGCGUGACCCCUGAGAUGGGUCCACGCAUCUCUCUACACUUCCUUCUCUCCGUGGGAUACUGGACUCGUGCCUCUGCGCCCAUUCUCUUCUCACGCAUAUCCAUGAGCUUUAAUUUCACUUUCUGAUCACGGUACGUCCAUAAAGCCAGUAUUACACUUAAAUGAAGUAUUCUUUUUUGUAAUCGUUUUUUUUAGAAGGUAAACAAAUUUAAUAAAGCUACCAAUAAUGUUGA